AGAGAGACUGUCACAGAUCUUCACAGAUUGUUGUAACGGACUGUCCAUUAUGAUCGGGUCAGUACCUACAGAAAUUGAAGAAAAAGAAGAAAUGAUCACAAAUACCACAGAAUGGAAAACAGUGUCAGACCCAAAACAAGCUGGUUUGCUAUUUUCACAAGACCUUCUUCACAGCAACAGAGAUUCAAAAAGCCUGUUUCUGAGUGUGGACAUCAGACAAGACAAGGAGGAGCAAGACCGAACUUUAGUCACAUUCUACAAGAGAGACAACAUUCGGUGGACGUCGCCACUUCAAUGCAAACUUCAAGGCGACGUUGCAACAGGAAGUGGGGUCAACCGUCACAUGAUGUCAACAGUGAUUUUCAAGCUUAUGAGUGGAUUCCAUAUAAAAUUCGGAAGUGCAGCCGUCACCAAAAUCUUCGAAGGUGAGCCUGAUCACCUCAUCCCUUCAGUUUUAGAUGAACUGCUUGACAAAAACAUGUUCACAGUCGCAGGCCGGAUGAUUGGCCACUCCUUCCUGCAUAACGGCCCGAGAUUCCCAGGACUUAGCCCAGCUAUUAUUCACAUUCUCCUUGGGGGUCCGUUGGAGACUACUCCUGUGACAAUACAAGACUGCCCUGACCUCGACAUCCGAGACGCUGUGAACAUGCUUGAUGGAGACGCCGAAUUAAAAGAAUUAGACGCCAUCCAUCAGCUCUGCCUGUCGUGGGACCUGCCAGCACCAAAUGUCACCAACAGGAAAUGGCUGUCUGAAAAGCUUCUCUUGCAUGCUGUUAUCGAGCGAACAAGGCGUCAAAUCAAUCAGUUCCAAAAAGGCUUAAAAGAGACAGGACUGUGGCACCUUCUCAUUCACAGAAGAGAUGUAAUCCCAAUCCUGUUUCCCAGGGAAUCUGAAGCAGAAGUCACACCUCAGAUGAUCCUGGAUUGCAUCACAUGGCCAUCGUUCAUAACUGUCAUCUUUGACAGCUACAAAAUUGAAGACAAUGUUGAGUCUGAUGUCAUGGAUGUAUGUCGAGUAUCUGGCUACUUGAAAAUCUUUAUUGAAAAUGCAUCACAGGCUAAGCUAAAGAGCCUCAUAAAGUUCUGGAUAGGAUGGGAGGUGCCGGUCACAGAGAUGAAGGUGGAAAUAGUUGAGGCCACACUUCCGACAGCUUUAACGUGUUUUGAGAAGCUGAGGCUGCCGAGGCAUUAUAAUGCGUACAAUACAUUUCAUCAGGAUUUGUGUGCAUGCAUAUCUAGCAGUUACAGCGGUUUUGGCUGUGCCUGAAGUGGAAUAAUGUUCACUUUAAAUGUAUGUAGAUUGAAUGUGUGGAACUUGCCAAUGAUCAUAAUAAAACCAUCUUUGAUUA
This is a messenger RNA of Sander lucioperca (pikeperch), 1349 nucleotides long. RefSeq lists its product as uncharacterized. Lineage: Eukaryota; Metazoa; Chordata; Actinopteri; Perciformes; Percidae. Gene Ontology annotation, molecular function: ubiquitin-protein transferase activity. The record is from RefSeq and is a predicted model, not a curated record. The coding region runs from base 50 to 1267 and encodes 405 amino acids. The transcript has 9 exons.